ACAACAACGAUGCGCCCUACCCCGGCCACCCGUCACUUGCUCGUGACUUCACCUCGUACCGCAUCGAAUUUGUUUGUCCGGAUCCUUAACUUUGAGGGACAGGGCGCCCGGCCGAUAAAGAGCAACGGGUACUUUUGGUUGCCGUCGAUCCUCAAGCGCUACGCGGUACAAGGGAAGCCCAUGUCUGAGUGGACAGCGGAGGAGAAGAAAGAGAUCGAUGAUAUUGAGCAACAAUGCUUCGACAACCUGCUUGAUUAUAUAAAGAAUGCCGAGAAUGAAGGCCAAUUGGUCUUGUUCAAGGAGCACGCUCUACUGCUGAACCAUCCGUUCUUCGAGUCCGAAUUCGCUCACGGGAAAGGCACUACAAUUGGCGAACCUACUGUACUGGGGAGCGGCACGCGCUCUCCGUUGAACAAGACUGUACUUUCGGACGAAUUCCUCAAGACCUUCAAACCAACAUUUCUUAUCCGACACCCGGCUUUGUCACUCGCCUCCAUGUAUCGCGCGGCACGUAGUGACGUGUUGGGACGCCCCGACAAGGAACCCAGCCCCGUUGAGAGGUCUUCAAUCUGGAGCAGGGCUCUAUUUGACUUUUACGAGGCCCAACAUGAUAAGGGGGGAGAGCGGCCGCUUGUGCUGGAUGCGGAUGAUAUGAUGACCUCCCCAGAGCUAAUGUCGAAGUACGCCAGACUGGCCGGACUGGAUCCCGACAAGUUGCGCUUCUCGUGGGAAAAGGCAUCUCAAGAGGAGCUAAGCAACAUGUCAGCCAUGGCCCGAAUGAUGCUGAGUUCGCUUAGCGCCAGCGACAGUGUAAAUCUUGACAAGGUCGCUGGCGAUCUUGAUAUUGCCAAAGAGGCGGCCAAGUGGCGGGCCGAGUUCGGUGACGAGGAUGGGAGCAAGUUGGAGAGCUGGGUUCGCGCAGCUAUGCCUGAUUACAAGUACAUGCGGUCAAAGAGGUUGAAGAUCUAG
Fusarium vanettenii 77-13-4 is the source of this 969-nucleotide messenger RNA. RefSeq lists its product as uncharacterized. The transcript has a single exon. The record is from RefSeq and is a predicted model, not a curated record. Lineage: Eukaryota; Fungi; Ascomycota; Sordariomycetes; Hypocreales; Nectriaceae. The annotation marks the transcript as partial.